Messenger RNA from Odocoileus virginianus texanus, 3316 nucleotides. NCBI's taxonomy places the organism in Eukaryota, Metazoa, Chordata, Mammalia, Artiodactyla, Cervidae. The record is from RefSeq and is a predicted model, not a curated record.
GUCCCAGCAGCUGAAUGGAAGAAAAUAACCUUUAACCACCAUUUUUGUUACUUACAGAAAGGAGUUUGAAUAAGGAAAAUUAUGACAACGCAAGCCCAGCUACACUGCUUCUGUCUCCUCACACUUUACUUGACAACUGGAUAUGGGCAAGAGGGAAAGUUUAGUGGACCCCUAAAACCCAUGACUUUUUCCAUUUUUGAAGGCCAAGAACCGAGUCAACUCAUAUUCCAGUUUAAGGCCAAUCCUCCUGCUGUGACUUUCAAACUAAUGGGGGAGACAGAUGGCAUAUUUCAGAUACAACCUGAUGGACUUCUAUAUCACAACAAAACCCUGGACAGGGAAACAAGAGCUGUUCACAGACUGCAGGUCUCAGCCCUGGAUGCUCAGGGCAAUACAGUGGAGGGCCCGGUCCCUGUCACCAUCGAAGUGAAGGACAUCAAUGACAACCGACCUGUUUUUCUCCAGCAACAUUAUGAAGGCUCAGUAAGGCAGAAUUCUCGCCCAGGAAGGCCCUUUAUGUAUGUCAAUGCUACAGACUUGGAUGAUCCAGCCACACUCAAUGGCCAACUUAUUUAUCAGAUUCUCAUGCAGCUUCCUAAGGUCAACGAUGUCAUGUACUUUCAGAUCAACAACCAAACGGGAGGAAUUUCACUUACUCCACAAGGAUCCCAGGAAUUGGAUCCUUUGAAGAAUCCUUCCUACAGGCUGGUGGUCUCAGUGGAAGACAUGGGAGGCCUGAAUGAGCAUUCCUUUAGUGACAGCGCACCUGUGGUUAUUACGGUGAAGGAGAAUAUUUGGAAAGCGCCAGAACCUGUGGAGAUUGAAGAAAACUUGACUCAACCUUACCCCAUUAAAAUCACUCAGGUGCAGUGGAAUGAUCCAGGUGCUCUAUACUCCUUAGUGGACAAGGAGAACACACCACGAUUUCCAUUUUCGAUCGACCAGGAAGGAGAUAUUUAUGUGACUCAGCCCUUGGACCGAGAAGAAAAGGACAAAUAUGUUUUCUAUGCGGUUGCAAGGGAUGAGCAGGGAAAACUACUCUCAAAACCACUGGAAAUUCAAGUGAAAGUGAAAGACAUUAAUGAUAAUCCACCUACGUGUCCAUCUCCAGUGACUGUACUUGAGGUCCAGGAGAAUGAACAAAUAGGGAGCAGUAUUGGAACUCUUAUUGCUCAUGACAUGGAUGAAGAAAACACUGUCAACAGUGUUUUAGAAUACAGAAUUGUGGAUCAAACUCCCAAAGUUCCUCGAGAUGGUCUGUUCCUGGUCCACACAUACCAUGGAACAAUCCAGUUAGUGGUGCAGUCUUUGCACAAGCGGGACGCUCCGCAGUACAACCUGACCGUAGAGGUGUCUAACGAAGACUUCAAGACCCUCUGCUUUGUGCAAAUCAAUGUUAUUGAUAUCAACGAUCAGAUCCCCAUCUUUGAAAAGUCAGAUUAUGGAAACCUAACUUUCCCUGAAGACACAGCUGUGGGAUCUGUCAUCUUAACCAUCCAGGCCACAGACGCUGAUGAACCACAUACUGGGAGUUCUAAAAUCUUGUAUCGAAUUACACAGGGAGACAGUGAGGGACGUUUGGAGAUUGAAACAGAUCCCCAAACCAAUACUGGAUAUGUCAAGCUUAAAAAGCCUCUUGAUUUUGAAACAGUCGCCAUUCAUAAUAUUGUCGUCCAAGCAGAAAAUCCCGAGCCUCUGGUGCCUGGCGUACAGUAUAACGCCAGCUCUUCUGCUACCUUCAGACUGACGGUGACAGACGUGAAUGAGGCCCCGCAAUUUUCCCAACAAGUAUUUGAAGCAACAGUCAGUGAGGCUGUGGCUAAAGGCACAAAAGUGGGCAACGUGACUGCCACGGAUCCGGAAGGUCUGGACGUCAGUUAUUCACUGAGAGGUGACAAGAGAGGCUGGCUAAGAAUCAACCCCGUCACUGGUGAGAUCUUCAGUGCGGCACCGCUGGACAGGGAAGCUGAAAGUCUGUAUCGGGUACAAGUGGUGGCAACGGAAGUAGGUGGAUCCUCCUUGAGUUCCACGGCACAAUUCCACCUGACCCUUACGGAUGUGAACGACAACGCCCCACGGCUGGUCAAGGAGUACACAGGCUUGUUCUUUUGCUAUCCCCUCAAAGCACCCGGAAGUCUCAUUUUUGAGGCCACCGAUGAUGAUCAACCGACAUUUCGGGGUCAACACUUUACGUUUUCCCUUGGCAGCGAAAGCUUACAAAAAGACUGGGAAGUUUCCAAAAUCAAUGGAACUCAUGCCCACCUCUCCACCAAGCACACGAGCUUUGAGGAGAGAGUUUACAACAUCCCAAUCCGCAUCAGUGACAGUGGCCGGCAACCCAUGGAAGGGACUGUCUCUUUACCAGUUACUUUCUGCAAGUGUGUGGAAAAUAGGUGUUUCCAGCCAGCGGCUCACAUGCCUGGGAUACCCCCGGUGGGCAUGGCAGUUGGCAUACUCCUUGCCACCUUGUUGGUCAUUGGGAUAAUUUUAGCAGUGGUGUUUUUCCGGAUGAAGAGGGAUAAAGGCCAACAUAAUGCUGAAAGUGCUCAGGCAUCUGAAGUCAAGCCUCUGAGAAACUGAAUGUGAAAAAAAAUGUUUGAGUUUAUGUACCAAGUGCUAUUUCAGUGACACAACCAUUUAAUGCCAUACUUUUACUUUUCACCCAACAUGUGCAUGGUCAGUUUUACAGAGAAACUCUCUUGUCUUUCGAUAUUUUAUUACUUUUAGAUAUUUCAUGUGCUAUAGACAUUAGAGAUAUUUUCCAAUUUCUCAUGACACUUUUCCGCUCUGCAAAUGCCAUAGCUAUUUCUCCAAACACAAAAAUGUGUGUGUUUUUCCCUCUUAGGGAAUGAGGGGCUGAUGAAAUACUCUGUUUAUUUUUGCUUCCUCAAGAGGUUUUAUCAGUCACCCAUCAAAGAGCUUUCAGGAUCCCAUUUAUGCUUUUUUCUAAUUCCAUCCUGUGUCUCCUUCCACCAUAUCUCCCUUGGUAUUUCACUAAUGUUAAAACAUUUGUUGGAGAAAAGAACAAAGCAGAGUCUCAGGAAAAAAAAAUAAAAGGGCAGACCUGUCCCUCAGUUUGAACAGAAACACUUCAUCGUUUGAAGAGGCCUGAGUCACAGACCCUGGUUGCAAGCACCAACCACUCACCAUGUUUACUCACUACCUACCAUGCUUGUGUGCUGUGCACGUUUCUUUUAUGUGUAUAUUAAUAAAGUUUUGGUUAUUAUAUAUUUAAUGGUGAAGGAAAAUAAGGAAGCAUGAAAGAUGUAGUGACAACAAUCAAGAAUAAACAUUGGCUGUGGUUUUGUUUCUUGGA